AUGAAGGUGUUAGCAAAAACUCGGACUCCAGGAAUCAACAGGAUACAAAUUGAUGUCAUAAAAUGCAAAGCAGCUGUUCUUUGGGAGUUAAAUAAACCCAUUUCUAUUGAGGAAGUGGAGGUUGCACCCCCGAAGAGCAGUGAAGUUCGUAUUAAGGUGGUAGCAACGGGAAUCUGUUCCACUGAUGAUCAUGUGAUCAAUGGACAUUUGAUCAUGCCGCUUCCGAUAAUCAUAGGCCAUGAAGCAGGUGGCAUAGUGGAGAGCACUGGAGAAGGGGUGACAACAGUUAAACCAGGUGAUAAAGUGAUCGUACUCCCUGUUCCCCAAUGUGGAAAAUGUGCAGCGUGUAAACACCCUGAAAGCAAUUUCUGCUCAAAACUUGAUCUGAUCACACCUAAAGGGACCUUGCUAGAUGGCACUACCAGAUUCAUCUGCAGAGGGAAGCCCAUCCACCAUGUUUUCCGCACAAGCACUUUCACUGAGUAUACAGUGGUCGAUGAAAUCUCGGUCGUCAAGAUCAAUGAAGCUGCACCUCUGGAGAAAGUCUGUCUCAUGAGCUGUGCAUUUUCUACUGGGUAUGGAUCAGCCCUCAAUGUUGCCAAGGUAGUCACCAAGGGCUCCACCUGUGCUGUGUUUGGCCUUGGAGGGGUUGGCCUGUGUGUAAUCAUGGGCUGUAAGGCUGCUGGAGCAGCCAGGAUCAUUGGCGUGGAUAUCAACAAAGACAAAUUUGCAAAGGCCAAAGAGGUGGGGGCCACCGAGUGCAUCAACCCCCAGGACUUCAAGAAACCCAUCCAUGAGGUGCUGACGGAAAUGACUGGUGGAGGGGUGGACUUUUCCUUCGAAGCCGUUGGUCAUCUUGAUACAAUGGUGUCUGCAGUGUCGUGCUGUCAUAAAGCGUAUGGUGUAAGUGUCCUUAUAGGAGCCCCUCCUGCUACAAAAAACCUCAAGAUAAACCCUAUGUUGCUAUUGACUGGACGCACCUGGAAAGGAGCAGUUUUUGGUGGUUACAAAGGUAAAGAUUCUAUCCCAAAACUAGUAGCUGACUUCAUGGCCAAAAAGUUUCCAUUGGAAUCAAUAAUAACCCAUGUUUUACCUUUUGAAAAAAUAACAGAAGGGUUAGAGCUUCUUCGCUCAGGAAAGAGUAUUCGCACGAUCCUGACAUUUUGA
Elephantulus edwardii (Cape elephant shrew) is the source of this 1167-nucleotide messenger RNA. Its product is annotated as alcohol dehydrogenase E chain-like. The transcript is spliced from 10 exons. Gene Ontology annotation, cellular component: cytosol. NCBI's taxonomy places the organism in Eukaryota, Metazoa, Chordata, Mammalia, Macroscelidea, Macroscelididae. Bases 1 to 1167 code for a protein of 388 amino acids. The record is from RefSeq and is a predicted model, not a curated record. Gene Ontology annotation, molecular function: zinc ion binding; all-trans-retinol dehydrogenase (NAD+) activity. Gene Ontology annotation, biological process: retinoic acid metabolic process; retinol metabolic process.